Messenger RNA from Lichtheimia ornata, 3057 nucleotides. RefSeq lists its product as uncharacterized. Gene Ontology annotation, molecular function: ATP-dependent DNA damage sensor activity; ATP binding; mismatched DNA binding. Gene Ontology annotation, cellular component: nucleus. Gene Ontology annotation, biological process: reciprocal meiotic recombination; mismatch repair. The transcript has 21 exons. The record is from RefSeq and is a predicted model, not a curated record. Bases 1 to 3057 code for a protein of 1018 amino acids. NCBI's taxonomy places the organism in Eukaryota, Fungi, Mucoromycota, Mucoromycetes, Mucorales, Lichtheimiaceae.
AUGCAUCCUAAACACCGCCUGCUGUCAUCAACAUCAUCAUCAGCAGCAGAGGCCAGCUCAAAUCCAAAUACAUCUAGUCGUAGUAAUGGUCGUGUGAAGAAAAACAAAGCCGUCGACAUGACACGAGUCGAUCAUCCUCCCAGCGUCCUCUCAAUAAAGAGUUCAGCACUUGACACUCUCAAGUAUACCUACAACGACAAAUUUGCUGGAUCGUCUAUCCCUGCAAGCUCUUCUUUAUUACCUUCAAGCAACUCAUCUAUUACAACAACCAAUCAUGGGAACAAAGCUCUACUCUUGCGACGCCGUAAAAUUGCUUCCACCGAAGGAUCAUUCAUCAUGGAUCAUGAAAGUAGUAGUGUCGCAUCGACGACCCCGUCUUUGUCACAGAAAAGGUUACCAGCUUCCACACCUAUCAACGCGCGUGAGCAGUCUUUACCAUCCACAUCAAGUAUCCUCCACUCACAUGGAUCAGCAACUCCAAAAGCAGCUUUGCAACAACCAUCACCACCAACUCAGUCUCUCUCAUAUUCAGGAAGGCAUUCAGUUGUCACUGCUUCAUCGCAUGGCUUUCAACCGGCAUCAGCAUCGCGUCCUGCUACCAUUAACCGACCAUUGGUUCCUGCGACUGUUGCAAGUGUUCGCGAUCGGCGUCUCAUGGUGUUAGCUGAAGGUCGUGGUGUAUCCCCUGAAGUGGGCAUUUGCAUUGUGCAUGUUACUACUGGUGAAUGUACUCUUUCGCAGGUGCCUGAUACCCCGUCAUAUUCUCGGACACUACACAAGAUCCACUUGAAUGAUCCACACAAGAUAUUGUUUGCCAACACUGCUUUGGAACCGGGAGCCACACAACUCUAUCAGCUGGUCAAUGAAAACUUUCCAGAGAUCUCCACCAGUGUCAUCCCACGCAAGUAUUUCAGUGAUGACGUCGGCAUGAAAGAUUUGCAAGAAUAUGGUCUCGAGGAAGAUGCGUCAUCUUUGAUGCUUGGAUUAUCCACAAAGUACUAUUGCCUUGCAGCCGUAGCAGCCGCAUUCAAGUACAUUGCUGAAAAUGAAGGAUUGAGAUUUGCAAGACACACCGUCAAGUUUACAUACCAAGGCGUGGAAGAUGUGGCCACCGCACGUAACUUGGAACUUGUAUCAAACAUUAUGCGGCGAAACAGCAAAGACACGUUGUUUGGGGUGCUCAAUCACACGGUGACACCAAUGGGUAGCCGACUAUUACGCACCAAUAUCUUACAGCCAAGCACGGAUGAAGCGUUGAUUCGGCGUAGAUUGGAUGCUGUCCAAGAACUCAUUUCCCAAGAGAAUCUAUUAUUUGACAUCCAAGCAGCCUUGAAGCCAGUGGCAGAUCUCGAUCAUAUUAUUGCCGACAUUGUACGCAUUCCAACGACACAGGAUCUCCAUUACACCGAAUCAAAGAUCAACAAUGUCAUCCGGCUCAAGAUUCUUCUCGCCGCAGUGAAAACCGUUGCGAAUAGCCUGGAAGCAUACAAUUUGAAUGAUUUAUUGGGUGCCAUUCUAGAGUUGCUGUCGGAUCCGAAAUUGGCUCCAGAUGAGUUUGUGCAAGACAUCAACCAAGUAUUACACGACGACGUGGGUGUGCAAAAGACGGCCUUAGGUUUACGACAUCAGCGUUGCUAUGCUGUCAAGGCGGGUGUAAAUGGUCUUCUUGAUGUUGCUCGGCAGUCGUACAAAGAAACCAUGGAGGACAUUUAUGAGAUGGCCACAGAGUAUUGCCAAACAACCAAUCUCAACAUCAAGCUGCAAUUCAACGCUAGCCGCGGAUUCUUCUUGACACUGCCAGUCGAUCAGCUUAAAGGUGGCGAAGGUGAUUUACCAUCUAUCUUUAUCAAUGUCAUCAAGAAAAAGAAGCUCUAUUCUUUUGCAACAAUCGAGCUGCUACAAAAAAAUAGUCGUAUGAACGAAUCACUUGCAGAGAUUUAUCUCAUGUCCGACAACACUGUCACGGAGCUAUUACAACGAUUUCAUGCGGAUAUUGGAGUUCUAUACAAGGUCACUGAAGCUAUCGCGAUGCUUGACAUGCUGCUAUCCUUUGCUCAUUCUUGCUCACUCACCCAACAUGUGCGACCCGAGUUUACAUCAACACUCGCCAUCGAAGCUGGACGUCAUCCAAUCAUGGAGCAUAUCCAAAAAGAGCCAGUAGUACCCAAUAAUACUUUUGCAUCGCUGUCGUCGAGUUUCCAAAUCAUCACGGGCCCCAACAUGAGCGGCAAAUCAACCUACAUCCGACAAGUGGCAUUGCUUACGAUUAUAGCACACAUGGGAUCCUUUGUUCCUGCAUCUUAUGCAUCAUUUCGGCUUUGUGAUCAGAUUUUAUCUCGCUUACUUGGCAAUGAUGGUUGUCUUGAGCAAAACACGUCGUCGUUCAUUGUUGAAAUGCGUGAAGCAGCUUACAUUAUUCAAAAUAUUACGGAUACAAGCUUGGUUGUUUUGGAUGAACUCGGUAAAGGAACCGCGCCGUACGAUGCACUAGGAAUCACGGCAGCCAUUACCGAGUGCCUUUCAAGCAGCAAGGCAUAUUGCUUUUUCGCGACUCAUUUCCAUCAACUCACCCAUGUGCUGCAUAUCUACCCGAACAUCGUAAACCUUCAGCUGCAUGUUGACGUGAUCAACAAUCCAGAAUCCCAUGAUUGCACACUCUCAUAUUCUUAUACGGUGCGAGAUGGUGCCGUUGCCAAAGAUCAGCAUUAUGGAUUGAAGACGGCGGAGCUGCUGGGAUUCCCAUCACAAAUCAUCAUGCGUGCUUUGCAGAUUACAGAAAAGCUGGCUCAACCUCUACGCGCGGAGCCUUAUAAGGAUUCCCAGCCACAAUCUAUGAUGGCAGUCGAUGGCAACUCUUCCAAAUCAAUCGACAACAACAAUAACAAUUCGUCUUCCGAGGACGAUGAUGCAGAGGACCAAGCUCGGUGUAGGACGCUUUAUUGGUUUGCUGACAAAAUGCUGCAGUUGCAAGGUGCACCUGAUGAAGUCUUUUACGAUCAAGUCAUUCACGUCAAAGAAAUGCUCGCUAAACAAAUCGAACCACUUGAAUCAGAAUGA